Molecule: messenger RNA, 639 nt
Organism: Hydra vulgaris (swiftwater hydra)
Lineage: Eukaryota; Metazoa; Cnidaria; Hydrozoa; Anthoathecata; Hydridae
Source: RefSeq, a predicted model, not a curated record
AUGAGAGAAAAAAUAUUUGAGUUUGAGUCAAAGUUUGGAAUGAUUCAAGCUCAUGGUUGUGUUGAUGGCUCUCACAUUCCCAUUGUUUGUCCAGCUAAUCCUUCUCAAGAUUAUUUUUGUUACAAACAAUACUAUUCAAUGCAGGUUCAAGCAGUUUGUGAUUACAAAGGCAGUUUUUUGGAUGUUGAAUGUAAGUGGCCUGGUAGUGUGCAUGACGCUAAAGUCUUUUCAAACUCUUCUAUUAAUACUAAUUUGAGAAGUUCAAGACUUCCAGGAACCUUUCAAACUAUUACUAAGAACAAAAUAAAAGCUCCGUGCUACCUAAUUGGAGAUCCUGCAUAUCCAAUACUUCCACAUUGUAUGAAAGAAUAUAGUACAUGCAAGAAAAAUGACGAAUUCAUUUUUAACAGUAUGUUGAGGACUGCACGCAACCCUAUAGAAUGUGCUUUUGGUCGACUUAAAGUACGUUGGAAAAUUUUGACCAAAAAAAUGGAUUUAAAACUUGAAAAAAUUCCAACAGUAAUUUAUGCAUAUCCAAUUUUUUCUUGUAUUGACGGUGAAGGUGAAGUUAUUCGCAAAGCAUUAACUGAGUACAUUAGUGAAAAUUAUGUUCAAAAGCAAACUGUUUACACAAAAUAA